AUGGCUAAAGAUAUGAUUGCAACUGCGCAAUCAGCAUCUGAACUCAAUGUCUACAUGUCUAUCCCAAGCGGUCCGCGUCCCAAGGAGACCACGUUCCGCGAGUGGGUGGUCACCAACCAAAUCGGUAUUCCGCUGACCAUUCUGGCUAUGUUGCUGGCUCUUCAUAACCUCUAUCCCUCGCUCCGUCCUUACACCCAACCUUUCUUUGAACUGUCCUACUACAAUGCCGCUGGCGAUUACUACGUCCAAGGGUGGAAUGAUACCUAUUUUGUUCUCAGCGCCGCUCUCGCCCUGACCGCGAUCCGUGCCAUUGCCAUUGAAUGGGUUCUCCAACCGCUUGCCCGCUUUGCUGGACUUAAGCGCAAGGGCUCUGUUCGUCUUGCCGAGCAGGGCUGGCAGGCAAUGUACUACGGUUUCGUCUGGGCUGUGGGAUUGUACCUUUGGAAAAAUUCCGUCUACUGGGGCGAUUUCAGUGCUAUCUGGACUACUUGGCCCGCCCGCCCGCUUUCAGGCUUGAUGAAAUGGUACCUUCUGGUCGAGCUUGCUUUCCUGGUGCAGCAGGUUUUUGUCAUCCACGUCGAGGAGCGACGAAAGGACCACUACCAGAUGUUGUCUCACCACAUCAUCACCAGCACUUUGCUGAGCUCGGCUUACAUCUACGGUUUCUACAACAUCUCCAACGUGGUUCUGUGCCUCAUGGACGUCGUAGAUUUCCUUCUGCCCUCUGCCAAGAUUCUCAAGUAUCUCAAGUUUGAGAACGCUUGCAAUAUCGCCUUUGGCGUUUUUAUGACCACUUGGUUCAUUACUCGGCACAUUAUCUACAAUAUCCUUUGGUUGUCCAUCUACAAGAAUAUUCCUUCGAAGGUGCCAUUCGGUUGCUACUCUGGUGUCACGGCCGAGAUGAUCAGCACUGACGGCUAUCCUGACUCCUUCGCCUACCUAUUCGCACCUUUCCGCGACUUGAAUAACCCCAUCUGCAUGAACCGCACGAUCCUGUUCAUCUUCAUGGGGUUCCUGCUCGCUUUGCAAGGAUUGUCGAUCGUUUGGUUCAGCAUGAUUGUUCGUGUGGCAUAUGGAGUGAUUGUCACUGGCAAGUCCCAAGAUUCUCGCAGUGACGACGAAGAGGACGUCGAGGUCAACGAGCCAGUUGAACCUCCAGUUCGUCUGGUCAAUAUGGAUGUUGGAGCUACUCCUGUCGUGGCUGAUGGUAGCCCUGGGCUGGACCGCCGCCGGUCGAACGGUUCCGCUUCGUUGCGUGCUCGGGGUCGUGGCCGUGUUCCCUUCGACCAGACGGACCGACGAGCCUUACUUGGUCGCAUUGGAUGCGACAAGCCUACCUAA
Molecule: messenger RNA, 1341 nt
Organism: Penicillium taxi
Lineage: Eukaryota; Fungi; Ascomycota; Eurotiomycetes; Eurotiales; Aspergillaceae
Exons: 4
Coding region: 1-1341 (446 amino acids)
Biological process (GO): ceramide biosynthetic process
Cellular component (GO): membrane
Molecular function (GO): sphingosine N-acyltransferase activity
Source: RefSeq, a predicted model, not a curated record